Messenger RNA from Gymnodraco acuticeps, 2944 nucleotides. RefSeq names its product ephrin-A4. Lineage: Eukaryota; Metazoa; Chordata; Actinopteri; Perciformes; Bathydraconidae. Gene Ontology annotation, biological process: ephrin receptor signaling pathway; axon guidance. The coding region runs from base 707 to 1225 and encodes 172 amino acids. The record is from RefSeq and is a predicted model, not a curated record. The transcript is spliced from 6 exons. Gene Ontology annotation, cellular component: plasma membrane. Gene Ontology annotation, molecular function: ephrin receptor binding.
CAGCCUGUUGCUGCCAAAUCAGCUGGCAUUUUCAAUUGAUAUCCUGAGCCAGGACUUUGUACCCGAAAUCCUGACCUUUAAACCCAGGUUUAUUGUCUUUAAUUAAUUUCCAAGACUGAGCUCAAGAGUUCCUUUUACGGUCAUGCGGACAACGGAGAAACUCUCAGGAAAUGCUCCCUGUUGAAACCCUCACCUCCCACUCUGCAGCCUGUGAUUUAACCUGCUAUUUUUUAGAAGGACUUUAAUUACGUUAGCCUACCUUCAUGCAUCAUGCGAGACUGCAGCAGCACAUGACGUAGAAGUUUGUUCACGAGUUGGUGAAUCUGCUGGGGGGGAAACUGCUCAGCCAGCUCCUCUGUCGGGGUCUCACCUGAUUCGCACGCCACUCCCAGCCGCCGGUGCGCAGCUCUUUCCGGGGGGCCCGAGGCGGCCAGAAUGGGGACACCGGGGGAUCUGCCUGCUUGGAAAGUGACGAUUUUCCUCUUUAAUUUAAUCUCAGCUGUUGUGGCCAAGAGACACAUCGUUUAUUGGAAUUCAACAAACACAAGGACAGAUCCAGCCCUUGGACUGGCCAUUCCUAACAACUAGCCAAUGAGCCGACGCUGAGUUGAAGGCAGAGGGAAUGCAUACCUGGGUUUAACGGUCUAUGUUGCCUAUCCAGCAUUGACCUUCACAUCAUGGAGAGAGACAAAAACACAGUGCAAGAAUGGGAAAGAGUGUCGACGGCAUCAGAAGGUUAACAGCAGGAGAUAUGUCCAUCCAGGUGAAUCUGAAUGACUACCUGGACAUCUACUGCCCUCACUACCCCAACAAGAGGCCCCAGGGCUCCGGGCAGCCCGAGGAGCUGGCCCUCUACCUGGUGGGGGAGGCCUCUUUCCAGGGCUGUGUGGAGACCAGAGGGGCCAUCAAGAGGUGGGAGUGUAACACCCCCUACGCUCCCUUUGGACCGGUGCGCUUCUCUGAGAAGAUCCAAAGGUUCACCCCCUUCUCGCUGGGGUUUGAGUUUCUGCCAGGGCGCCACUACUACUACAGCUCUCUACCGGCAGAUGAAGGCCCUCCUCUGCCAUGUAUGAAGUUACGUGUCACCGUGUGCUGUGAGCCCAAAAAAGCAUCAGAGGGUUCAAAACAAAUACAAGAAACUGAGGCUGUAACUAGUGCCUGCUACCUGAGGACAGCUUCCCCUCCCCUCCUCCUCACCCUCGUCCUCCUCCUGCUGACUACCUGACUUCCUCGUCCGUCCGCACCGCUGACCCGCACCCCCCGGCCCGGGAGAUACUACUCAGACGGUCAAUUUACACAACGCAUUCUCCGUUCGGACAGUGAAUGACGCAAUGUGUUCUAUGCCAAGUUGCUGCAGAUGACACAUUGUGGCUGGUUUACCUGUGAAAAGCCAGAUUUUUUUUCGUCUUUUUCUAGAACGGGGCCACAGUGACUCAGGGACUGAAACGCUGGAUCACAGUGAUUAAUUUCUUUCACCCUAAGUGUAUAGUAACACAGAAUAUUACACAUGGAGCUAUGAGACUCAUAACUCUGAUGCCAGAUAACAUUGAGUCUGUCAGGACACGUUCCAGACAAGUUUGUCCUCUACCGUUUUAGUUCAGUUCCUCAUGUUCUGCUUUUUGUGUUGUAUUUUCUUAUUUUUUGAGUACCUGCCUCAUGGUAAAAAGUGACCAAAUUAAAACACUACUGUACUGAAUGGCUCAGGUUGAGGUUAAAUCAGUUAGCUGGGGACUUUUAUUAUUUUCUUCAUAUUGUUAGACAUACAUAACUGACACAUUUUUUUAAGUUUAAGAAAAAGAUAAUUAAGAUCAAUUCAUCAACAAAUGUAUAGAUUUUGGAAAUAAAGGUAUUUAGGAGGAAAUUAGGAAUGAUUAGUCAACUGGGGCUGCUGCGCCCCCUACUGGGAUCAAACUGGUUUAACUGGAGUUGGACUGGGUUGGCCUUAAACUUAAACGUGAACCCUAUAUUGCGGUCCUGUGAGGUAACAAUGGGACCUGGGACAGAGUUAGUCCUCUUUGAUUGGACCCCAUGUUGUUCUCCUUCUCUACUCCUCUCUGCUUCAGAAUAUAGCACAGAACAGAGGGGUUUAUGGGUAAAGAGGGAGCAUCAGCGCGCCUUGCUCCACUGAACACGCUGCGGAGGCUGAUUUGUCGAUGCCCCCUGGUUUUUAUACAUCCUUGAUUUUAGGUUUAACUGUAUAGUUAAUAUAUUCUGCAAAAUUAAGAUGUAUUAACCGCACAAAAAAUAAGAGCGGAUCUCUGAUAUUCAAGUGCAGAAAUCGGACAAAAUGUAUAUUCUGGUAAAGGAUGUGUUGCGUUUGUUUUUUUCAUAUGCUGUCACUACAAUGUAGUUUCACAGGUAAAUUGAUAUCAUGUUAUUUUUGCCAAAUAUUUUUCUUUAAAUAAAUUGAUUGUCCUGGAUUAAGAAAAAGAUAUCAGAAAAAAACAUGUCUUUAAAAAUGUAAAUGAACAGCAUAGUUGUUUAUUUUUCUUUGAAAUUAAAUGAAUUUUAUAUAUUUAUAAAUUUACAUAAUUAUUCCCCCACAAUAUUUGAGUGACUUGAUGUCAGAAAAUGUAUAGGUAAUUGUUUUUUUGUUCUUAAAUGUUUUAUUCUAUCUUUAAACUACAUUGUUAGCACUUAAUAUAUGCUCCUCCAUGCUGUAAAUCACACCAGUCAUGCUAUUGUUUUUUUAAAUGUUAAUUUCCUAAAUGGGUGAUACAAGUUAUGUUUGAAUAUGUGUUAAAUAACUUCAGUGUAGGAUUUUACAAUCAUGUACAACUAGGAAUGUGUUUUUGAUAUCUUGUGACAUCUAAGUGUUUGUUUAACGUGUUCUUCUUUCACAUUUUAGUGAAGAAUGUAGCUUCUUCUGUGAAGAGCCAAUUGCAAUCUGAGCCUUUUUUUACGUGGCAAGACAACAAAAAUAAAUAUGGUUGCAUUUAAAGGC